Leishmania mexicana MHOM/GT/2001/U1103 is the source of this 678-nucleotide messenger RNA. RefSeq lists its product as hypothetical. The transcript has a single exon. The record is from RefSeq and is a predicted model, not a curated record. NCBI's taxonomy places the organism in Eukaryota, Euglenozoa, Kinetoplastea, Trypanosomatida, Trypanosomatidae. Bases 1 to 678 code for a protein of 225 amino acids.
AUGCUGAGGCGGAGUUCAUCGCCUGGGGGCACACGUCCAGGCAGCCGGAGGCACAACAACACAAACGCCUUUCUCCAGAAUUCCCUUAGCUUUAGCGUGCAGGACCGCCGGCUGAAUACGCGACUGCUGAAAGAGACGCAGCGCCGCAAGGCACAGCUGCUCGGAAUGACGCGGCACGAUGUUGCGCGUCAGCUGUACCGGUACACGGUGCCGCCGUCCUCAAUCAUGGACGAGGGGCGCCACAGUAGGCCCAGCAGCGGGAAGAGGGCAUCGCAUACCAAAUCGGCUACCAGCGGUAGAAAGACAAUGUCUGGGACUGUCGCAGAUGCGAGCAGUGCUGUCAGUUCCCCUUUGGGCAUCCAUUCAGAGGCGGGGGAGCCCUCGUCUUCCAGCAGAGACUCCUACUCACGCUGGAAGGCGCAGCGCGCCCAAAACUUGCAGAAAAAGGUCACGGCGAACUACUCGCUGAACUCGCCAACCUCUCCCGGUGAAGGCGACGAGCGGACCGACUCAGUGCUGUCGGUGCCGCCGACGGCGUCGUACGAGGAAUGGCUUUCAGCUGGCUGUCCAACAGGGUCGUGGUCCGUACUGUUGCUGGAGGAGGUGUACGCGCCGUUGGAGGCGGAGCGAGCCUUUCUUAUGGCCAUGUACAACCCAAAAGAAAGUUUUCAGUCGUAG